This is a messenger RNA of Plasmopara halstedii, 987 nucleotides long. Its product is annotated as camk camk1 protein kinase. The record is from RefSeq and is a predicted model, not a curated record. Gene Ontology annotation, molecular function: protein kinase activity; ATP binding. Bases 1 to 987 code for a protein of 328 amino acids. Gene Ontology annotation, biological process: protein phosphorylation. The transcript is spliced from 6 exons. NCBI's taxonomy places the organism in Eukaryota, Oomycota, Peronosporomycetes, Peronosporales, Peronosporaceae.
AUGGCGGCAUUUAAAGCUCCUCCGCUCUCAGCCUUCUUUCGUAAGGAGGAGGACAAUUUGGUGACUCAGGGCCUCACGGACGUGCAUGGCGUGGCCAUGUUCCACUCUUUGUACGAUGUGGGCGAUCUUAUUGGCCGCGGUGCCUUUUCGCUUGUUUAUCUAUGUCGAAGGAAAGAGACGCAGCAGAUCUUUGCUGUCAAGGUUAUCAAUAAGGCGCUGUGCGUCAAGAAAAAGACUUUGCGUGACGAAAUUACAGUUCUGCUUCGAGUCAAACACGCGAAUAUAAUUAGCCUUGAAGAGGUAUACGAAAGCGAUCAAGAGUUGUUGCUAGUUAUGGAAAGAGUUACGGGCGGUGAGCUGUUUGAUCGUAUCGUGCGCGUCGGCGUAUACUCUGAACGACAAGCGGCUGAGAUCGCCACUAAUGUAUUGCAGGCAGUAAAUUACCUUCACUCUUGUCACAUUUUGCACCGCGACAUCAAGCCAGAGAACAUUCUUUUAGCCAGCGGUGACAGCAGCGACGUCAAGUUAAGCGACUUUGGUAUUGCUAAAAUUCUUGAGGAUGAAGACGACGGCGCACGAUCUCGUGGCCGAGCGUACACUAGUUGUGGAACAGACUAUUACGUUGCACCAGAAGUUCUGAAUGGAGAUGGCUACGACAGUAAAGUGGAUUUGUGGAGUCUGGGCGUUGUUUUAUACAUCAUGUUGUGUGGAUUCCCUCCGUUCUCGGAGGAUGAAAACGGCUUAGAGUCCGUAUAUCUCAAAAUUCGCUCUGGCGCUUUAGACUUUCCUCACCCGUACUGGACAAACGUAUCAGAAGGAGCAGCCAAGGAUCUGAUUCGCAAUUUACUUAACGUAUCGGCACAAGAUCGCUUCAGCGCAGCGCAAGCACUUGACCACCCUUGGAUAAAGGGCGAGUACAGCGAGCAGCCGCUAUCAUCGGCUAUAAUGGAAAUGAAGCGCUUCAACCAAAAGCGGCGUUUCAACUAG